AUGGAGUUUUAUUUUGCACUGAUGUGCAUCAAGAGGUUUAGAUUUACCGUUAAUCAUUCUAUUGUAGCCUCAGAAUUAAAAAUGGAUAAAUGUUUGACAUCAAUUCUUACAAUGGAAUUUGAAGGUGAACAUGUAAAAACAGCUGAAAUGGCGGCCAAUGUAUUACAAUCACGCUUUGAAACAGCAGUACUUGAACAAGAUCGUCUUCAUGAAUUAGGGUGCAACGCUUUCAAGUCAUGGGUUAGAUCUUAUGCAAGUUAUCCAAAAAGUAGUCGAGAAUGUUUUAAUUUCAAAGAUUGCCAUCUUGGUCACUACGCUAAGAGCUUUGCCAUACGAGAUGCGCCAAGAAUAAUUGGAGGAAUUGGUAAACCAAAGAAAGAUCCUAGAAUGAAAAAUCAAAGAAAAAUUCCUAAGGCCGACAGUGGCGCCCUGUUUAAGAAACGAAAAUCCGAUAAGGCUAUAUCUGCUUCAGAGUUCGACAGUGGAAUGAAGGCGAAAAAAAGGAAGAUGAAUUGA
Messenger RNA from Macrosiphum euphorbiae (potato aphid), 516 nucleotides. The record is from the annotation of a GenBank genome assembly. NCBI's taxonomy places the organism in Eukaryota, Metazoa, Arthropoda, Insecta, Hemiptera, Aphididae.